Molecule: messenger RNA, 1159 nt
Organism: Anoplopoma fimbria (sablefish)
Lineage: Eukaryota; Metazoa; Chordata; Actinopteri; Perciformes; Anoplopomatidae
Product: mitochondrial glutamate carrier 1-like
Exons: 10
Coding region: 155-1159 (334 amino acids)
Biological process (GO): malate-aspartate shuttle; L-glutamate transmembrane transport; aspartate transmembrane transport
Molecular function (GO): L-aspartate transmembrane transporter activity; L-glutamate transmembrane transporter activity
Source: RefSeq, a predicted model, not a curated record
GCACUAACCCUAACCCGGAGACGGCGCUUAAACUUUGCACAGAAAGCAAUACAUAAUCUCAAAUCUUAAGUGUCUCUCAGGGACUCACAGCCUGCCUUCCCUCUGCGGCCUCCUUUGUGCGGACCAUCUUUUGCACUCACAACAACCAAGAACCAUGGCCCAGCAACAGCAGAUUAGCCUCCCAGCCAAACUGAUUAAUGGAGGGAUUGCAGGCAUGGUGGGAGUCACCUGUGUGUUUCCAAUUGACCUGGCCAAGACCCGACUACAGAACCAGCGCAGCGGGCAGCAACUCUACAAGAACAUGAUGGAUUGCCUAAUAAAGACAGUUAAAUCGGAAGGCUACUUUGGCAUGUACAGAGGCGCAGCAGUAAAUCUCACCCUGGUAACCCCAGAGAAGGCAAUCAAACUGGCUGCUAAUGACUUCUUCCGCCACCAGUUGAGCAAAGAUAGUGGCAAGCUGACGGUGUUAAAGGAGAUGUUGGCAGGAUGCUGUGCAGGAAUGUGCCAGGUCAUUAUCACCACACCCAUGGAGAUGCUCAAGAUCCAGCUGCAGGAUGCUGGCAGACUAGCGGCCCAGCAGAGGGUGGUGCCCAGUGUAGUAACGGCUCUGAAGAUGGGGGGGACCAGCGCCGUUCUCAGCCGGUCCUACAACACCAGUCUAUCGCCUCAAGUCAUACGAGUGUCCGCCACACAGAUCACCAGAGAGCUGCUGAGGACCAAAGGAGUGACAGGACUGUACAGGGGACUCGGAGCCACAUUGAUGAGGGACAUCCCGUUCUCCGUUGUGUAUUUCCCUCUUUUUGCACAUCUGCACCAGCUCGGCCAGCGUUCGUCUGAAGACCCAUCUGUGCCCUUUUAUUGGUCCUUCAUGUCUGGCUGCCUGGCUGGAUCCGUUGCUGCUGUGACUGUCAGCCCUUGUGAUGUGGUCAAGACAAGACUACAAUCACUCAAAAAAGGAGCUAAUGAGGAAACCUACAAUGGAGUGGUGGACUGUGUCAGAAAGAUCCUGAGAAAGGAGGGUCCUGGAGCGUUCCUCAAGGGGGCCAGUUGCCGGGCCCUAGUUAUUGCCCCACUCUUUGGCAUUGCACAGGUUGUGUACUUUGUAGGAGUCGGAGAGUUCCUGCUUGGGUACACACCCAAUAGCAUCUACUCUGCAUAA